GUGUGUGAGUCUCUCUGUCUGUAUAUCUCUGAGGGGUUAAAAAAUCUUGUAGGGAAACAUGGUCACAAACAAGCAGCACCCUACGGCCUAUCGGUAUAUUAAUAAAGUAAGAGGCGUCCCGAUGCAGAGCAAUCCUCUGAAUUACAACAUUUCACAGGGCAAACAAUCAAAUGUGUAACAGAAUCGAACCGAUCUGCGACUCUUGAUUCGUCUGUAUUAGUUACAGAUUGAUCCGCAUUGCUUGUUACUUUUCUUUCUGGAGAAGAUGCCCAAAGGCUCUCUGGCGGGAGGACACGGAGCGGCGAUGAGAGGGUUAAUGAGGACUCACCCACCCCACCCCCCCGGCGGUGACAGGAGACCCAUGUGAAAAAGGAGUCUCCCGCUCCUGAACUCAGCACAUUCGCGUCCAUCCAUGUGGCCGGCGCGAGAGGAGCGCGUGCCGUUCGCGCAAACUUCAAGUACACAGCAGUUUGUUCCGGAUUUUAGGAGCGGUUUUCUGGCAUGAACAUAUUUAAGAGAAGAGAGAAAUCCGACGGAUACCACGGCGCACAAAAAGAUAAAACGCGCGGAAGCAGGGCGAAGGAGUUAAUUAGUCCCUAAUUGCAGAGUCUCUCGCCACUGCAGUAGACACGUGAGCGCUGUUCCUUUUCGGGGCGACGCAGGCGCGCGCGCGUGCGCUCGGCUCGCGCGCGGACCGGAUUGCAAAGUGGUGGCGGAGGAGCGGCGAGAGGAGGAGGAAAGCGGCGAUCAUCACUGCGAAACGCGUCAGUGCUGGAUGUGCAGCCUCCGCACGAGGUGUCCGCGUGCGCCGCCACCACAGGAAUAAAGCACACGCGCGCACACACACACACACACACACACACACACAGAGAGAGACACACAAAUACGCGCGCUGUUAGAGCAAAGUUAUGGAUGAGAGAAUAGCGCGCCUGCAGGACCGCCAGAUGCUGGAACACGCGGAUUUCCUCGGAGUGGACUACUCGUCCCUCUACAUAUGCAAAUCCAAAAGAGGCAUGAAGCGAGAAGACAGCAAGGAAGCCUACAAGCUGCCCCACCGGCUCAUAGAGAAGAAGCGCAGGGAUCGCAUCAACGAAUGUAUCGGACAGCUGAAGGACCUGCUGCCCGAACACCUCAAACUGACGACUCUGGGACACCUGGAGAAGGCUGUGGUCCUCGAGUUGACGCUGAAGCACCUGAACGCGCUGACCGCGGUCACCGAGCAGCAGCACCGGAGGAUCGUCGCGCUGCAGAGCGGUCAGCUGCGUAACGGCACACUUUGGGACGCGACCCUGCAGGGCUCCGCGCCCGGCGACCUGGACGCCUUCCACUCGGGCUUCCAGACGUGCGCGCGGGAGGUGCUGCACUACCUGAGCCGCUUCGAGAACUGGACGUCCCGGGAGCAGCGGAGCGCGCAGCUCGUGGAGCACCUGAGCAAGGUGUGCGCCCGGUUCCUGCCCAGGGGCGGCGAUGCGGCGCGGGCACACGGCUGCGAGAGGCCGGCGGAGGCGCAGGCAAACUGCGUGCCCGUGAUCCAGAGGACUCACCCCGGGGAGCUCGCCGAGAACGACACGGACACGGACAGCGGCUACGGCGGGGAGGCGGACCGACCCGAGCGGGAGUGUUACAGCCGCGCCACGGCGGUGCGCGUCAAGCAGGAGUUCGCGGACGAGCCUCCAAGCAAGAAGCUCAAAGUGGACCCGGCGCUUAAGGCGGAGCCCGGCGGCCGCCCCGACGCGGCGCUCCUCAACACGCUGGUGGGGCUCGGCGGCGUCCCGUUCGGACAGCACGCGCCCGGCUUCUGCGUGCCCUUCUACCUGGUGAACCCGUCGGCGGCCGCGGCGCCCUACGUGCCCGUGUUCGACAAGGCCGUCCUGGAGAAACACCUGUUCCCGGCCGCGGCGGCCGUCACCAACCCCUUCCCGCUCUUCUACCCCGGCUUCCCCGCGCACGCCGCCGCCGCCGCCGCGGCCGCCGCAGCCGCCGCCGCGGUUCUCCCGGGACUGUCGACGGCGCUCAAGGCGGAGCAGAGCAGCGCUCCGGCGGGCUUGUCGCACAGCAGCAACAGCAGCAGCAGCGAGCCCCGGUCUCCGGCCCCCGGCGCUCUGGGUUCGUCUCCGGAGAACGAGCAGAGUUCGGACCCUGAACUCCUGGGGGAGGACGGCGUCAAGUCGGAGCCCGAGGCCAUCUGAGCGCCGCCUCCCUUCCUGCAGCAUCACCUGAUCCCUUUGUAUAUUUUUGGCAUCGUUUCUGUCUUAGCUGAUAAACAUGGAUAGUUUUUUUUACUUCUAAAUUAUUACUUUUAAUUUUUAUUUAAGGCCACCCACUUAGCAGUAAGACGUGUGGUUUCGGGGUUUCAGGAGGACUUGACUGGGUUUUAUUACGCCAGAGGUGCAGUUUGCGGUUGCCCUGCUGCCUCUGAGACACUGGACACGUUUCUCCAGCUUGAUAAGAAUCGGAGUUUCUCAGAUGUGUGUUUGGUAACUGAACUCGUGCUCGCUGUGAACGCGCACUUUGGCACAAAUAAGGUCCCAUGACCUGGACCCUGAGAAUGACACAAAGGAAUAUAGCACCUUAGAGGAACCUUUGAUGUUGAAUGUAUUUCUUUUUAGAAUACUGAAGAAUAUAUUUGCAAAGUGCACUUGUUCACGCCUUUUGGACAUUUUCCUUUCUCCCUUGACACAUUCCAUACUGUUUUUUUUCUAUGGCUGUUACUGAUUCUGUUUUAUUAAUCUAAACACAUUUUGAUCUUCUGUAAAUGUCACAAGUUACUUGUCAAAAAUUCAUAAAUAGCGAAGAUGUAUGUGUGUGUGUGUGUGUGUGUCCAAGGAUGGUUACUGAAGCUGCAUAAAGUAGAACUUUAUUUCAUUCUAUAAGGUGGCUAACGAAAGUACAGUAUUGUGGUAAAUUGAAAAAUGGUAUUACUUCAUGAAACGAAUAUUAACUGACACUUUGAAAUCACUGAUGUCUUGGCAGGUUUAACAAGUUCUUUCUGAUAUUAUGGCCGUUAUCAUGGGCGUGUGCACACACACCUGCAUAUACAUAGAAGCUAGUGAGAAAAAAAAUGUAGUUGCAAAUAUCCUAAUUGUUUUAAGUCCUUUUGCUUUGAAGUUAAAGCCGUCUUUCUCUGUCAACAAAGUUCUCCUCGGUGAGGUGGUGGCUUAGGCCGCCGUCGACAAGCUGUAGCACACUAUGAAUGGUUUCAGGAGAAUGUUGUACAGGAAAAGGAAGCAAUCUAACAAUUAACAAAUGUAUUCUGCAAUUAUCCAUAUAUGUAUACUUUUUGUUCUUUUUCAAUAUUGAGUGCUGCUCCUUUUUGCUGUUGCCUCAAAAAAAGCUGCAAUUGAUUGUCCUGUUGCUUGAAACAGUGGCUUGUAUGUGUAAAUAGUUUGUGAAUACAUUAUGAAAUGUAUGUCCAGAUGUUAUUGACGUAGAUGAAAUCUUAGGGUUUUUAAAAGAGCAAACUGACCAAUUGGUGCACUUUUUGUCAGUGCUGUAGGCAUAAGCUGUCCUAAAUUAUUUUCAGAAAUGUAAAAAAAAUAAACAUAUCUAAACAC
This is a messenger RNA of Scleropages formosus (Asian bonytongue), 3554 nucleotides long. Its product is annotated as class E basic helix-loop-helix protein 41-like. Bases 909 to 2189 code for a protein of 426 amino acids. Gene Ontology annotation, molecular function: protein dimerization activity; DNA binding. Gene Ontology annotation, biological process: regulation of DNA-templated transcription. Lineage: Eukaryota; Metazoa; Chordata; Actinopteri; Osteoglossiformes; Osteoglossidae. The transcript is spliced from 5 exons. The record is from RefSeq and is a predicted model, not a curated record.